Messenger RNA from Onychomys torridus (southern grasshopper mouse), 1080 nucleotides. It is a transcript of the gene Cxcr2, whose product is annotated as C-X-C motif chemokine receptor 2. Gene Ontology annotation, molecular function: C-X-C chemokine receptor activity; interleukin-8 binding. Gene Ontology annotation, biological process: neutrophil chemotaxis; G protein-coupled receptor signaling pathway; immune response. The coding region runs from base 1 to 1080 and encodes 359 amino acids. The transcript has a single exon. The record is from RefSeq and is a predicted model, not a curated record. Gene Ontology annotation, cellular component: membrane. NCBI's taxonomy places the organism in Eukaryota, Metazoa, Chordata, Mammalia, Rodentia, Cricetidae.
AUGGGAGAAAUCAUGGUGGAUAACUUCAACCUUGAAGAUUUCUUCAGUGGAGAUAUUGAUAGUUUCAAUUACAGCUCUAACCUGCCCCCCAUUCUACCAAAUGCUGCCCCAUGCCACCCUGAAAACCUAGAAAUCAACAGAUACGCUGUGGUUAUAAUAUAUGUCCUGGUAACCCUGCUGAGCCUUCUGGGAAACUCCCUGGUGAUGCUGGUCAUCUUAUACAACCGGAGCACCUGCUCUGUCACUGAUGUCUACCUGCUGAACCUAGCCAUUGCUGACCUCUUCUUUGCCCUGACCUUGCCUGUCUGGGCUGCGUCCAAGGUAAAGGGCUGGACUUUUGGCACAGCCACGUGCAAGAUAUUCUCAUUCGUGAAGGAAGUUACCUUCUACAGCAGUGUCCUGCUACUAGCCUGCAUCAGCAUGGACCGCUACCUGGCGAUCGUCCACGCCACAAGCACACUGAUCCAGAAGAGACACUUGGUCAAGUUUGUAUGCAUAACCAUGUGGGUACUGUCAGUAUUUGUGUCCCUGCCCAUCUUAAUUCUCCGUAACACCGUUAAGGCAAACUCUUUUACCCUAGUCUGCUACGAAGAUGCAGGGAACAACACAGCCAAGUGGAGGGUGGUGCUGCGCUUCCUGCCUCAGACCUUCGGCUUCCUCAUCCCACUGCUGGUCAUGCUGUUCUGCUACGGGUUCACACUGCGCACGCUCUUUAAGGCCCACAUGGGGCAGAAGCACCGGGCCAUGCGGGUCAUCUUCGCCGUUGUGUUGGUCUUCCUGCUCUGCUGGCUGCCCUACAACCUGGUCCUGUUUGCAGACACCCUCAUGAGGACCAAACAGAUCCAGGAGACCUGUCAGCGCCGCAAUGACAUUGACAGGGCCCUGAAUGCUACCGAGAUCCUUGGCUUCCUCCACAGCUGCCUUAACCCCAUCAUCUAUGCGUUUAUUGGCCAGAAGUUUCGCUAUGGACUCCUCAAGAUCAUGGCUACUCAUGGCCUUGUCAGCAAGGAGUUCUUAGCCAAGGAGGGCAGGCCUUCUUUUGUUGGCUCAUCUUCAGGGAACACCUCCACUACCCUCUAA